Molecule: messenger RNA, 1741 nt
Organism: Vicugna pacos (alpaca)
Lineage: Eukaryota; Metazoa; Chordata; Mammalia; Artiodactyla; Camelidae
Gene: TMEM204
Product: transmembrane protein 204
Biological process (GO): lymph vessel development; regulation of vascular endothelial growth factor receptor signaling pathway; smooth muscle cell differentiation
Cellular component (GO): plasma membrane
Source: RefSeq, a predicted model, not a curated record
UGCUGAGAGACACUGGGAAAACGCAGGCGCGAGACACACACACACACACACACACACACACUCACGCGCACACGCUCUCGCUCGCCCUGCAGCUGCCGUCUGUCUGCUUUCCAGGACCAGCUGUUCCGUGGCGGAGGCACCCGCAGGGGCUCAGGCAGCAGAGAGGCCGCCGACGCUUGCUCUUUCCCGCGGACCUGCUCAGAGUCCGGCUCCACGUUGGUCCUGAGAGCGAGGCCCAGGCGUCCCACGCUGGAUUCCUGCUCUUCCUCGGCCUCCGCCUCCCAGGAAGACGGCGCACUCACGACUCUGGACUCUCCCUGGUGCCCCUGCUUCCUCCCCGGGAUGGGCAGCUCUGCGGGCUUCAGCUCAGGCCUGGCCCUGCUCCAGGUGCAGGAAGGAGGGUAAGGAGGGCCGUGAGGCAGGCUCACCUGCACCUGUCGCUUGGGCCUUCGCGACACCUCCAAGCAUGAGCGGUGAUGUCCUCUAGCUGCCCCUAGCCGCAUCUCGGUUCUCCCAGUGACAGCAGCUGACCAGGACUGGGACUUUCUCCACGACAAGGGGCCAGCACCACAGUCUGAGAUGACCGUCCAGAAAGUAGUGGCCACAGCUGUGCUGGUGGCCCUCGUAUCUCUCGUCCUCAACAACGCGGCGGCCUUCACCCCCAACUGGGUGUACCAGACCCUGGAGGAUGGGCGCAGGCGGAGCGUGGGGCUGUGGAGGUCCUGCUGGCUGGUGGACAGGGCCCGGGGAGGGCCAAGCCCGGGGGCCAGGCCUGGGCAGGCGGACGUGCGGGACUGUGAGGCCCUGGGCUGGGGCUCCGAGGCAGUAGGCUUCCAGGAGUCGCGAGGCACCGUCAAAUUGCAGUUCGACAUGAUGCGAGCCUGCAACCUGGUCGCCACAGCGGCGCUUGCCGCGGGCCAGCUCACCUUCGUGCUGGGGCUGACAGGCCUGCCUCUGAUGUUACCUGAUUCCCAGUGCUGGGAGGAGGUCAUGGCUGCUGCGUUUCAGCUGGCGAGUUUUGUCCUGGUCAUCGGGCUGGUGACAUUCUACAGAAUUGGCCCAUACACCAACCUGUCCUGGUCGUGCUACCUGAACAUUGGCGCCUGCCUGCUGGCCACCCUGGCUGCGGCCAUGCUCAUCUGGAACAUUCUUCACAGGAGAGAGGACUGCAUGGCUCCCCGGGUGAUUGUCAUCAGCCGCUCCCUGACCGCACGGUUUCGCCGUGGGCUUGACAAUGACUAUGUGGAGUCACCAUGCUGAGGGUCACCGGGAGGCUGCUUGGGACUUCCCCCACCUUGGGGACAGUGGAGGAAGUAGGGUGCUGCCUGUGAGAAGCUGCGACCUACGUGGUUUCCUUAUAAACAUAUGUUCACUAUGUUACACACCAACCCGGUGGGGAUCUUAUAUCGCCCACGCCACCCGCCCCCUCCCACACUCACGCCCACUUCCUGCCGGCGCUGGGCCCUGGGAGCCCUGCACCUGAGAAGCACAUGCACCUGGCACUCCGCCUGGGUCUGAGAGUAAUUUAUCCUGCACCUGCCAGGAGGGGCAGCCACAGUCAUAUUUACUUCGGUAAAGCAGAACUCGGGGAAGAUUUUCUUGAACUGUCAGUGAUCUUCCUCCAAUGACUCAGAAUUUAUAGUCAGAUGGUUACGGCUUUAUGACAGGAUUGUGUUAGUAAUGUCCAUUUUACUCCUGAUUAUUUUCCUAAGUUAAAAUAAAAUGCAAACCUCUCACCACA